This is a messenger RNA of Momordica charantia (bitter melon), 641 nucleotides long. The record is from RefSeq and is a predicted model, not a curated record. NCBI's taxonomy places the organism in Eukaryota, Viridiplantae, Streptophyta, Magnoliopsida, Cucurbitales, Cucurbitaceae.
AAUUAAUGCAAAAGCCAAGUGCAGAGUGAAACGGGACGCAUCCCAUCAGCGCAGAGUUGAAGUGCAGAGUGGAGGGAGGACUUUCUGAUUCCUUCAGCGCUAAACACAACGAUUCGUUUACAUCAAUGGCGUGGAGUGCGACGAUGAUCGGAGCCCUUCUGGGCCUCGGCACUCAGAUGUAUUCCAAUGCUCUCCGUAAACUCCCUUACAUGCGCCAUCCUUGGGAGCACGUCAUUGGAAUGGGAUUGGGAGCUGUGUUCGUCAAUCAGCUCGUCAAAUGGGACGCUAAGCUCCAGGAGGACCUUGACAAGAUGCUCGACAAGGCCAAAGCCGCCAACGAGCGCCGCUACUUUGGCUUUUUGUCUUUGUUUUCUUAUUUAUUUUUUGAAUAGAAGUCACCCAUGUUUUCAGAGAAUGAGGUCAUGUUGGGUCUCUCUUUGUCAAAUAUUUGGAGAUUCCAAGUUUUUGUUGGCAGUUCCUUGUUUCUGCUGCGCAACAACUUAAUAGGAAGGGCAAUGUUUGAGGUGUGUAAUAAUAAGGGACUGCGAUCUGUGUAAUACUACCAGUACCAGCUCCUAGACUUUGUCUUCCAAGUUUGAACUUAACAGCAUUUCAUAUACAUCCAAGUUUGUGAUUUACUA